Molecule: messenger RNA, 597 nt
Organism: Auxenochlorella protothecoides
Lineage: Eukaryota; Viridiplantae; Chlorophyta; Trebouxiophyceae; Chlorellales; Chlorellaceae
Exons: 4
Coding region: 1-597 (198 amino acids)
Source: RefSeq, a predicted model, not a curated record
AUGCAGGUCGAGAUCAAGCUGCGGCUGAAGGACGAGGAGGCGCAUGCCCGGCUGGCGGCCGCUCUCAAGGCAUCCUACCGCACCACCCACGAGCAGGAAAACUACUUCUUUGACGGCAGCAGCGCCGAGCUGAGCAGUGCCCGCGUGAUCCUGCGACUGCGUUUCUACAACUUUGACAAGAAGGCCCUGCUGACAGUGAAAGGAAAGCAAGUGCUUGUGGAUGGAGUGGGGCGCUGCCCCGAAACAGAGGUGGAGGUGCCUCCUGACCAGGCCCGCGGGUACCUGAGCGAUCCCAACAGGCUCCUGGAAGCAGGGCUGCCCCUCGUGGACGGCCUGAAGCAGCAGUAUGGACUCAAGGGGCUGAAAGGCCUGGGCGGCUUCCGCAACGUGCGCCAGGAGUUUGACUGGGAAGGCUUGGUGCUGGAGCUGGAUCAGACCCGCUUCGAUCACGGGACCGUGUACGAGCUGGAGGCUGAGACGCCCAAGCCAGAGGAGGUCAAGCCCAAGCUUGAGGCACUGCUGACAAAGCACGGCGUCGCCUAUGCAGACUCUGCCUCCUCCAAGUUUGCCAACUUCAUACAGAAGUCGCUGCGCUAG